This is a messenger RNA of Capronia epimyces CBS 606.96, 7143 nucleotides long. RefSeq lists its product as uncharacterized. Bases 1 to 7143 code for a protein of 2380 amino acids. NCBI's taxonomy places the organism in Eukaryota, Fungi, Ascomycota, Eurotiomycetes, Chaetothyriales, Herpotrichiellaceae. The transcript is spliced from 2 exons. The record is from RefSeq and is a predicted model, not a curated record.
AUGGCGGCGCCCAAUUCAUUCUCGGCAUACAAGACCAACGUUGGCAGGUCGGUUACUAAGAAAUGGCGAGAGGCGAAUCAAAUCAGUUAUGACGGGGACGACUGGGGAGACGACGAUGAGGCUGACGAGCCGGCCGCCGGAUCUGCAGAGGGCGGUGGUUACCCACGCUGGGGUCCUCAACCCAAUGUCUACCCUUCGAAUCGAAGCGUGACAAACCCUUCACCCUCUCGCAUUGGUGGAAGAACCUCUUUUGACCGCGGCGACGAUCGAAGAGCCUUCUCCUCUUCCGCGGGCUUCGACUCGGCCUACCCUACCACUCAGCGAUCGCCUUUCCCUGAACUUCAAGAUGACUUCGAGCCGCCGUCCCCAAACUUUCGAGACCAACCACCUCUGCGUGUCAAUACAACACCCCAGGGUUCAAUGUCUCCAGGCAACUUUCGCCCCGGUUCAAGAGGUAGACAAUAUCCCUCUCAUGAUGCUCCGGUGCCUAUGCCAGGUGGCUUCCCUCAGCAGAGGAGAUCUGGCUCAAGCAAUCGUCCUCCUCCCGGGGAUAUAUUCCAGCGGCAUGAAAGCCCGAUGCGUCCUGACAGUCGUGGGUCAAGCACAUCAGCCAGGCAGUUCCCUCCUCGCAAGACAAGUUUGAGUCAGCAACGGUCGCCGCAGAUGGACUUCAUGCAACGCGUCGAUACGGUUCCUCCUACUCAACCUUCGGAAAUCAGCAAUAACAACGAAGACAAACCUAUACCGGUCUUUGUCCGGCCCUCAGACAUUUACAAACGUAUGCCGCAAGAGAUGGAGAAGGCACGCAAGUCGCAGGAGUCAUCCCGACCCAGCAUCGAUUCCAUCAGUGGUCGAGUCAGAGAGCGCUCAGUUGGUGCUGGCUCAACAUCUUCUGAUCCAAGAGACAUCACUAACGCCAUAUCCCAGCCCGUAGAUGAUGCUGACUCUACGCGGCGACUUAAGCCAACUCUAGACCCUGUUCCAGAGCGCAAAAGCGAGUACGGGUUCGACAAUAUUCUCCAAGCCUCUGGUGCUCCUAAUCCGUCGACAGAGCCAGCGAACGGUGAGGGGACUGCGAGUGUCUCCAGACACCCAACUACGUCUUCUUCUAUCUACACCGAUCGUCCAGAUCCCGUUUCAGCCACAUCCAUCUCUCGCAAUGUCUCGCUUAGCGAUACUCUCCCAGAAGCCGACCCCCAGCCACCCUCGCCAGUUCGUCCAAGCUUUGCGCUGCCGGCGAUUGGCAGAUUGUCGGGAUUUGGCAUGGAUUUUGGCGCCUCGACACUGCCGGUUGAGAACGCGAGUCACCAGUCACCGGUGCAGCGAGAAGCUCCUACAUCAGGACAGCACGAGUCCAUCGGCGAGAAGGCAAAGAUGGAAUCAGACAUACAAGGCCUGCAGCACCAGCCUUCCUUUGGUUACCGAUCGAUUGUGCAACAGGCAUUCCAUGAAAGUGAGAAUCAAGGGGCCCUUUCUCCGGUCUCCGCGUCCGACACCGUCGAUAGGUCGAACAGCGCUUCGACUUCAGACAUUAGCCCUGUCAUUGCUCGCCAGUCUGCACAUCCAGCGAUUCCGGAAGAACCUUUGCGCUCUGAGUCGCGACCAACAUCAGCCUCCACAUUGCGGCCGAAUGAGGCGCAAAAAGUGGAGGAUGAGGAUUUCCCUGCCCCUACCCCAAUUCGUACGGGAUAUCGAAGGAGCGUCACUCCUCCAAGCCGGGACAAUAACCCCGCAAAGAGGCCUGUCAGUCUAGAGGCGCCUGUAGACGCACAACCUCAGCAUGGCGCUAUAGUCUCCGAGCAGGAGGUAGAGCAGGCCGUUGAGAUCCCAGCCCAUGGAAGAGCACCUGAAGACAAGGCUCUGCCUGCGGAGCCCACCACGGACUCUAUUGAUCAGACCCAAUCAUCCGAAGCCAGCAUACCAUCUUCUGAAAAUAUAAGGUCGGAAGUGGAACAGGAAUGGCAAGCACACAAGGACCAAACUAAUGCUCAGCAUGAUUUCCAGGACAGCGGUGAGACAGUACCGGAUUUAACCUUACCCACCAAACGCUCCGAAACCCCUGCAAAGGGUACCGUGCGGGAUCUGGCUGGCAAACUAGAAUCGCUAUCAGGAAGGUCUACUCCGAGCAAUAUCCAGGCCAGCUCCCCCCCAACAGAGCAAGGUCGUCCGCCACUACAAGCACGACUGGAGACUUUUCGUCCAUCUAUUCCUGGAGGCUGGCAAUCGUUCACCUCGAAUACAGGGUCAGCAAUUCCCCCAUCCACAAGCACGCCUCUUCAGCAAUCAUCCGAUUCUCUUGUAGUGCAACCUCGGCCGCCGUUUGCAUCUGCACAUGGAGAAAGUUCCGAGAGCAUACCUACCGCAAAAGCACCUGUGAAUGCUGCAUCUGAACCUGAUAGCCUCACGCAAAGGGCCUUUGCUGCUGCUGCUUCCGCGGGAAGUGCUCUCGCUGAAUCAUUCAGUGGGCAGCGCCCGGUUGAGGAUGUGGAGACAUCCCGGGAAGCAUCGGACGACUCAAGUGAAAAUGAGUGGGAUGCUUCGAGCACAUCUAGCAAACAAGACUCGGACCCAGUGAACUUCGACCGUCAACCACUAGAUCGAAGUCAAAGCCGGAAUCUCGAAGAUGUUGGUGGAGCUUCCAUAGCUUCGGGACCAGCUGGCCAGGAUCCCUCUCCAUUGGAGUCGGCAUCUCUGACACCCUCGAAUGCGGAUUACCCGGAGGCAGAUGAGGCCCAGUCGAACACUGAUUCUUAUUUCCCGGCGCCCCUACGGACGGCGAGAAUGAGUGCUUCAGUAUCGCGCCCACCAAUCCCCGAGGUCUCGGUACCGGCGACAUCCACUUCAGAGAGCGACAAUGAGCGACUGCAGGUCGAAAUCGAAAAGAGCUUGACCCCUAAAUCCUCAAGAUUGGGUGACGUAAACGAAGUUCAAACGGAUCAAGUUGAGAGGAACAUUCCAGCUGAGGAGAUCACACCCCUAUCGGAAGCAGGGAUUUACUCUGCGAAGCCUUGGUCUGAGACCCGCGAUCUGACUCUGCAAGAGUCUGCCAAAAUACCCGACAGAGAAACCGGUCUGGCUAGCACUGUCCAAGCACCACCGCCAGUUGAUGCACAAGGGCCAUCCACAGUUGGCCGGCCGUUCCUGCAACAGCGGUUCUCUUGGGAGACGCAGGCCGAACAAGAGCCCUCGACGCCGAAACAGACGAGUCCACCGUCGACUAGCUCCCCUGAUACCAUCCGAGCCGCCAUUCAAUCAGAGCCCGUACCCAUCGAGACCUCUCAACCAGAGGCGGACCUGCGUCGGGGUAUUGACCCGGAGAGCAAUACUCCAGAACAGCCAACUUUCCCUCCAGAGCCCGCACCUUUGAGGACUGAUGGAUCGGCGAUUCAAGCCUCGUCGCACUCGCAACCUGAGCUCGCCCCUUUUCGCGCGAUCAUGAAACUCGGUACUCCGCAAGAAAGAAUUCGCGCUUUUGACGAAGCCAGGGAUGUACUUGCUCGCCCGGACGGCGAGUUGCAAGAAUGGUUGCUUUCCUUGAGGACUAGCGAGCACUCGGAGCUGUAUGCCAUGAACGGGCGCAUCUCUCAAGACACGACAGAAACCACAAAUGCCUACAAGCCAUCUCCCCGGCGAAUAUUCACGGAUUCAACUGGAGCAAGACAUAUGCAAGAAGAUGGAAAGAAGCUGAUGGCGGCGGCAGGAAGGUUUGGCGGGAAAGCAGGAAUCGCGGCCAAGGGCCUCUUUGCGAAAGGAAAGGAGAAGAUGCGGCAUGCGAGUUCUGGUGAAAAGGGAUUCCUGAGCAACCGACACAAGUCGACGGGCCCCGAACCCGAAGACGCCCCUGCUCCCUCUCAGGCGCGAGAUUCCACAUUCCUAGAAGACCCGCCUCGAAUUCCACUCAGCAUCUCCCCAGACUCUGCGUCCGAUUGGUUCUCACGACCAGAAUUCCAGAGGUCGCAGACCAGCGAGGUUCACAGCCCGGUGCCACCCGCAGGAAGUUCCUCGUCGACAGCAUCUAUCGAUCGAGACGCAAGCGAGGCCCAGCAUCCAGGGGAGGUAGAGGAAGAUAUUCCUGGCGAUGGGCCUACUGUGGCCGUGGUACCACCCGCAGUGCCUUCGAGCACGUCAAUCUCAGCUCUUGACAGCGAGCAUUCUGAGGAUGCUGGGGUCCCAAGCCGCUCCAUCAGUCAAGUGACGAAGCGGACAGCUGAAGAGUCUCCGAUUGAAUCAGCCCAGCAAGAGAACGCAGAACAGGCCACAGAGGUAGAGCCUGCACUGGUCCUCCCCCAGAACGUCGCUGAUACACAGAACCACGGGGAGGUGAAUACUCUAGCUGCCCCCAACCCGUUGAUGACUCGUCCCGGCGGGUUCGGCGAUAGAAGUCUGGACGUGCCUCAUGAUCGACGGCAUUCUAUGAUAUCGGAGGUUUCUAGCGUCAGCCCGAGUCUGGGGCCAGAUUCUAUCCAGCUACAUCGGAGUCACAGCAUAUCGCCAGCGGAUGAAUCCUCCAGGAUCUCUGAACCGAAGCAGCUCGAGGAUACUCAAGCGUUGGGUCAAGAAUCGGAGAGCACCAAUAUUGGCGGCGUCACGCAACCUAUUCCGCCUCCUCUGGAAGGACUGGCCCCAGAGGGCGGCGAAGGGAAUGUCGAGGUGGCCAAGGGACAGCCGACCAGCGAGGCUGAACCUCAUAAACGGCCACAGGAGCAAAGCCGGUAUGACAAUUCUCCGCGCCGACCGUUCUCUUUUGUUGGACUCGAAGGGAUUGGCGAAAUCCAUCGAUCACUAGAGGCCGGUCACGAUCCAGGCCGAGUUUCUACUCAACCGUUGAGUCCUAUCAGUCAAACAAUCAGCAGCCCAUCUCUCGGCAAGGAAAUGUCCGAGGUCAGUGUGGAGGACGUCCUGGACUCUGCGAACGCCGACGCCGCUGGUCAAAGGCAGUCUCGAUCGUAUUCUAGACCUUUUGGCGCGGAUCCCAACAUCAAACACCAUCCUCAUCCAGCCGAGUCUGAACAAGCAGCAAUAGACAGAAGGCAUAUGUACUCCACCGAGAAUCCCUUACCCAGCGCCAGACGGCUGCAAAACGAGGCUGAGCGUCUACGUCGGCCACGCGAGCAGCAUUACCACAACAGUGCACCGCAGCCGCCGCCGCCGCCGCAGCCACAAGUGGCGGCCGAACCAGAGUUUCGGAUUCCCGGACCGUAUGUUCAGGAAUACCGAUCGCCAAAGCACAUCUCAGCGCCCAAAACAGCUCGAAGUCAGACGCAAAUCCAGGCCAGUGGAGAGCCCUUACCAAGCGCUUCGAGAACUCACCGAUACAGUGCGCAGGCUUCUUCACAGUCCCAAAGACCGAUUAGCACUGGUUAUACUGGCUCCGAGCCCGUCGCGUCUCAAUUCUAUCGAGGGCAGACAGAUCCGAGGCCCAGCUUUGAUGCCCAAGACCGAUACCCCGACAUGAAGCCGCAAAUCACGCAGCACGAGGAGGUCAUUCCACCUCAGCGGCAGUCGAUGGGGCCUCCGCCGGUGCCAGACCAACAGCUGGCGAUGCCAUCUGCCACCGACCGUCCAAAAAGGGGUGUUUUUGGAGGACUUUUCGGGCUGGGCGGUGGCAAGUCGCGCUCAAAAUUGCAGAAGCUUGAUCGCGGCGAGAUUGUUGAUAGCCGCGGCGCCCACGGCCAUGAUAAAGAGAAACGUAACAGUCUGUUCCGGCGACAUAGCCGACACGACAGCAUCUCCUCACAACAAAGCAGCCAGUACGGGGGUGCUGAUCAGGUUGGUCAGCUCCCACGGACAAAGCUCCAGUCUCAUGCUGCCAACCGGCAAUCGAGGGAACUGUUGAGGACUCCAACGCCGGAGCCGCAGCCGUCAGAGGUGAAGAAGAAGAGGUUCUCCGGCCUUGGGAAUCGACUUUUCAAGACUGGUGGCGGCUCCAGGGCAUCCACCGUGCCGACGCCAGCAACGCAAGAUGCAUCGGUGCCUGCUGGCGGACAGUUGGGCCCCCAGUCAUCUCAAGCAGUCAUGUCUCCGCAGACGUAUGACAGUGGCCCCGGACGGUAUUACACUCCAGAGUCAGGACAAUGGCAUCAUGGCGGGCCUGAUUCUCGGCACAGCCUCUCCCAGCAGCAACAGCAACAGCAGCAGCAGCAGCAGCAGCAACGACAAGGUCAGCAAUCUCCAAGAUUUGCCUCUCCGUAUCAGCAUCAAACACGCCCAGUCAGCUAUCCUUACCCCACGGAAGAGCCUCCAGACUUGCGGGGACAACGCCCAAUAACAAGAUCUAUCCCGUCCACCAACAUGUCCCCGUAUGGUGAUGUGGAACAACGGCGUCCUUCUGAUCUCCGCAUCGACACGGGCGAUCGUAACCGCCGUUUCUCCGGCCUGCCUGCCACAGCGCCUGCGCAGAUCUAUCCUGCGGAAAACGAUCCCAGAUCAAGCCCUGGAGUCUUUGAUACGGUGAGUCGUGCCAGCGCCAGAGGCAGCCCGGUGGCCCAUCAAGCACGGUCUACUCAACCACAGCACCGCGCCCACGUGCUCGACUUGCAUAAGCGAUCCCGUUCGCCUCGAAUCGGUAGGAGAGGUUCCGAUGAGUUCGAUUCAGCGAAAGAUUCGACUUCCAAUACGGGUUCGAGGCUUGUUGGCCAGCUGGGCACGUUCAGUUCUAAGAAAAUCAGCCCGGUCGGCGGCAUUCCGCGGUCCGAUGACGAUCAAGAACGGCCCUAUGCGAUCAACGUUCCUGGCUUGGAUAUCGACGACGGCGGCGGCGACCAUGACAACGACCGCGGUCGCACCGGGGUUUCCUACAAGGGCGGCAGGUCUGCGGAACGCAGUGAAAAGUCUGUGAGUGUCGAGUCCAGCAAUGGCGGUCAACAUGGCCGGGUCGCUGCGCAGGGGUCUGGUGGUGGUGGUGGUGGUGGUGGCUUGUUGGAGAGAAAUGUCAGCGUCCUUGAAGGAGCACAGCCCACCAACCCAGCAGAUCACCGGCGCAGCAGCGCGCGAGACGUCAAUUCAGGGGGCUUCAUUGCCGAACUACCCGGGUCGAGAGCCGAAGGGUACGAGUCAGAAGAGGAGAUUCCUAUGAGCGCCACGGCGUAUCCGGGGCAAGAGUGGGUGCCGAUCAUUGUGGGUGAUGACAGAUGGGAUGAUUGA